Molecule: messenger RNA, 1954 nt
Organism: Trichobilharzia regenti
Lineage: Eukaryota; Metazoa; Platyhelminthes; Trematoda; Strigeidida; Schistosomatidae
Source: the annotation of a GenBank genome assembly
UCAAAUACUUUAAUAUGUCACCACGGAAACUUGAUACGAAAGGCAUUGGAGUUUUCAAGCAACAUAAAGCUCAUCUUAUGACCACUGCUGAACAAGGGAAUAAAGACCAAAUUAGUGAAAAGGAUCCACACAUGUUGAAUGCAGUAAUUACUCUCCAGAAAUAUAUACGUCGCUUCUUAGCUUAUAAAAUGGUUGUUAAAAUGAAAGCACAAAAGGUACUACCGAAAGUUUUCUGUUAUCAUAUAACUACUCGUAAAUUUAAGAAACAUUGUGAAUCUGAAAUUGAGAAACUAAGACAAAUGGCUUACCUUCAAAGCGUCAAAGCCUUUAGAGAAGAGCAAGAACGAAAACGGAAAUUAGAAGAGGAAGAAGAAAGACAAAAACGUCUACUUCUACUGCGACAAAAAACGAUGCUCGAAUGUGCAUUUGAAGGUCGUGAGCUUGAAAUGAAACAACUACUAAGAGAGGUGUGUGAAGAAAAUGGUUAUAAUGAGAGUGGAUGCUUGGAAAUAGAUGAGUCAAUACGCCUAAGAUGCAAAAUGCAACUGAUUGAAUGUAAAGAUGCAAAUCAUAAUUCUGUGCUUUCUGAAGCUUGCAUUGGAGGCAAUAUUGAUAUUGUACAGCUGCUCCUUGAUAAUGGCGCCGACGUAAAUUCUCGUGGACAGUUUGGACGAACUCCCUUGUAUCGAGCAGCGUUUGGAUCCCACCUAGAUAUUGUAAAAAUUCUUCUGAAUCAUGGUGCUGAUCCGCGUCUUUAUGCCGAUGAUGGACAGCGACCCAUAGAAGUAACUACAGAUAAAAAUAUUCGACAACUACUAGAAACAUGGGAUAUCAGUGAAACAGAUAGAUUGUUGAAACAAAUUAAUACUUACAAAACACACACUAUGCAAAUAUACGAAAAGGGUGAACAAGCUACUUUAAAGAAGCUACAGUCAAACGUUGAUGCAAUUGAGAAGUCAUAUCAUGCAGCUCAACUUCGAGUGUGUAAAGCUCAUGAAGAAUUAAACAGACGCAUUAAAGAAUAUGAUCAUGCAGCAGCGAAUGGUUAUGAGAAUAUAAAUUUACUACAAAGUCUAAUAAUCGACUCUGAACUAACUUUUGAAUCAAGAAAGUUAGAGGUGGAAAAAAUUCGCGAAAAGCUUUUACAGUCUAAACUUGAAUUAAGAAAUAAACAAGAUGAAGUAAAAAUGAAUAAUGAAGACAACUGUAAACCUGGUAUCCAUUGUAAAAUUGGUGAAUUAGAUGAUAUCUUAUUCAAAGAUAUUGGCAACCGUAUAAAUGAAUCAGAUAAAUGGCCAGUAAUAAUAGAUCCAAGUGACAGAGUCAGUGUGUUUCUACGUCACAGGGAUACAAAUUAUGUCAAUGUAUUAAAUCCUAAUAAUCUAGAUAAAGAAAGACUAAGAAUUUCUCUUCUGGGUGCUCUACGUUAUGGUAAACCAUUUGUAUUAGACCUGAUGGGAGUUGAUGAUAUGCUUGAUACUGUUUGUCGAGAUAGAUUUGAUUCUAUCAAACCGUCAUUACUGAAUGAUAUAACUGAAAAGAAAAUACUACAUUCUGACGUAUAUGAAGCUUUACUUAAGGAAACUGAUGCAGAAGAGUUCUCAGCAAAGUACUUUACUUCCCAAAAUAUCAGUAAAUUUCUCUUCAUUAUACUUACGAAGAAUACAUUGUGCAACAGUAACAUAAUUGAUCGGUUUCUUCCCAUCUGGAUUCAAUUAGCAUAAUUAUAUAAUAUACUUUGAACCCCCUCCCGAUUCUCCAUUUACAAAUAGAUUACUACGUUUAUCUAGUAUGUUCUCAAACGAGUCAAUAUGUUCGCUUAGAAUAAAUACAGUAUGCUUUGACAGAUUUUUAUUUAUUAAAUAAUUAGUCUUACUUAAAAACCUACAAUUUACGAAAACAAAUCUUGGAAAUUCCUCUUACUUCGUUUAGAUCUAACCUUCGGAAGAUAAAA